Molecule: messenger RNA, 813 nt
Organism: Pseudoliparis swirei
Lineage: Eukaryota; Metazoa; Chordata; Actinopteri; Perciformes; Liparidae
Product: zinc finger protein Gfi-1-like
Exons: 6
Coding region: 1-813 (270 amino acids)
Cellular component (GO): nucleus
Source: RefSeq, a predicted model, not a curated record
AUGAGGCAGAAAGCCACCAAACCCACCAGCCCGCCUCAGCUCCCCGCACCACUGUCGUCUGCUCACCCUGUCAGCCCCCGGGAGAAGGUUUCGAUGGGUGUGAGAAAGAGAAAAGAGGAGGUCGCCAGCAACAAAGACACAAGAAAGGCUCUCAACGCUCAGCUGUGCAUCCAGAGGAGUAAGAGGACUCACCUGCUCGGCCCAUCGAAGGACUGCUACCCACAACCCGCCCAGCCCCGGACAGAGGCCCCCCAGUCUGCGCGGCAUGCGGCGGGUCAGGGCACGAGGGGUCCUGAGGAUGCUUCUCUGUCAGAAGUCUUCAUAUCAGGAGGCGGCCUUCAGGCUCAUCUCGACGGCCUCUCCGUCCCAUCGACCAGAUCCCCCAGUGCCACCGACAUGCCCCUCAUGCCCUUCGGCUUCAGAGCAAUCGGCAGCUGCAAUAGAGCUACGGAGCGUAGCUUCGGCUGCAAGGUGUGCGGGAAGGCGUUCAAGCGCUCGUCCACCCUGUCCACACACCUCCUCAUCCACUCGGACACGCGGCCCUACCCCUGCCAGUACUGCGGCAAGAGGUUCCACCAGAAGUCGGACAUGAAGAAGCACACCUUCAUUCACACGGGUGAGAAACCACACGUGUGCAAAGUGUGCGGUAAAGGAUUCAGCCAGAGUUCCAACCUCAUCACCCACGGCCGAAAGCACAGCGGCCACCGGGCCUUCGGGUGCCCCGGCUGUCAGCACAGCUUCCGGCGCAGGGUGGACCUGCAGCGCCACCGAGAGACGCACUGCGGCGACGGAGACACGUACGCUCAGACCUGA